AAUAUCUCCAUUUUUGCAAAACCUUGUCAGUGCUCACUGCUCACUCUCUUUCACUUUCAUUCAUCUCCAUUAUUGUUUCAGAUCGUAAAAUCAAAACCAAAUUUUCGUUUAAUUUAUACAUAUAAACACCCAAAAAACAAAAAGGGCAUAAAAAAGGAGAUUCAAUGGGGAUCUUCUCCUUCAAUGCCAUAGCUUUGGCCUUCUUAUUAGCCAUUAUCUCCGGCGCCGUCAAUGCUUGCCCUCCUUCCGACCGAGAAGCAUUGCUAGCUUUAAGUUCAUCGUUAAAGGAGCCUUAUCUAGGCAUCUUCGAUUCAUGGAAAGGCACUGAUUGUUGUUCCAACUGGUACGGUAUUAGCUGUGACCCCACCACUCACCGAGUCACCGACGUUUCCCUCCGCGGCGAGUCCGAAGACCCCAUUCUUCAAAAAACCGGCCACUCAUCUUCCGGUUACAUGACCGGUACCAUUAACCCUUCUAUUUGUCAGCUUGACCGGCUCACUACUUUAAUCAUUGCUGAUUGGAAAGGUAUCGCCGGUGAGAUCCCAUCAUGCUUGGCGUCGUUGCCCAACUUGAGAGUCUUGGAUCUCAUCGGAAAUUCCUUAUCGGGAAAAAUCCCAGACCAGAUAGGGAACCUUCAAAAGCUCACCGUCUUAAACUUAGCUGAUAAUAAAAUCAACGGCGAAAUCCCAAGCUCCAUUGUUCAACUUUCCAGUUUAAAACACCUCGAUUUAAGCAACAACCUCCUCACCGGCGAAGUCCCGGCCAACUUUGGCAACCUGAAAAUGCUGAGCCGUGCAUUACUGAGUGGAAACCAACUCACUGGAACGAUCCCAAUCUCCAUCGGCAACAUGUACCGGUUAGCCGACUUGGUUAUAUCGAGAAACAAAAUACAGGGUCAAAUACCAGCACAGUUAGGCAAAAUGAAGGUGCUCGCAACGUUGGACUUAGGCAGCAACAUGCUCACCGGCGAAAUACCGCCGGCGGUUCUGGGUAGUACCGGUUUGGGUAUCUUAAACUUGAGUCGAAACUCCCUUGAAGGCAACAUUCCGGACGUUUUCGGGCCGAAAUCGUACUUCAUGGCACUUGAUUUAUCGUUCAAUAACUUGAAAGGUCCGGUCCCCGGAUCUUUAUCGUCGGCGAAGUUCGUCGGACAUUUAGAUCUCAGCCAUAACCAUCUUUGCGGUACGAUUCCGGUGGGAACGCCGUUCGAUCACCUUGAAGCUUCAUCAUUUGAUAGUAAUGAUUGUCUUUGCGGUAACCCACUCAAGACUUGCUAAUAAUAUUUGCUCAACGAAAUUGAUAAUUGUGCAUGGGGGAUUAAAUUGUAAUAGAAUGUUUUAUUUUGGGUUAUUAUUAGAAAUAAUAGAAGUAUUGAAGGUUGUCUUUGGUUAUUACACCGAUCUCAUUUAUGUGUAAUAACAUGUAGAAGUGUACGUAUUAUGUAACGUAAGCGUGUGUAUUAAUUAAUUUAAUGAGUGUUUUCUACGUAAAAUAUACUAAAACUA
This is a messenger RNA of Gossypium raimondii (Peruvian cotton), 1505 nucleotides long. RefSeq names its product DNA damage-repair/toleration protein DRT100. The record is from RefSeq and is a predicted model, not a curated record. Gene Ontology annotation, molecular function: protein binding. Bases 165 to 1277 code for a protein of 370 amino acids. NCBI's taxonomy places the organism in Eukaryota, Viridiplantae, Streptophyta, Magnoliopsida, Malvales, Malvaceae. The transcript has a single exon.